UGAUUUGCAUUCAUCAGUCUGAUCAUGAAUUCAAUCCCUCUUGAUCUUUCUUACGAAAUAUUCUCUAGAUUGUCUACCAACACAAUAGCAAGGUGCCGUUGCGUGUCGAAGCAAUGGAGAUCCAUCCUCUGCAGUGCAGAUUUUACCGAGUUGUUCUUAACCAAGUCUUCGGCUCGCCCGAGUCUCUUAUUUGCCAUGAGAGGAGCUACAGAGAAUGAGUUUCUCUUCUAUUGUUCGCCUCAGAUCCAUAGUCAAAAUGGGAAGGCGUCGUCAGCCGCCUAUUGUAAGUUGAAGAUACCUGAUGACAGGCUAAUAUUUAUUAGUCAUGCCUCUGGUUUUUUUUGUUUCCGUCAUGAGCCGAUCUCAAAAAAGGAUGAGUAUACAGCGCAUGUGAUGUUUAACCCUAGCACAGGACAGACUGUUUUCUUACCUAAACAGAGGACGGCCCAUGAGAGCUUUUUAGGGUUUGAUCCGAUUGAGAAGGUAUUCAAGGUAAUGUCACUCAUUGCUGAUGGAUCACUUUAUGGAUGUAUUCACAAUAUUUUGACACUAACUGGAGAAAUGAGGUGGAGGAAGAUCCAAUGUUCCUUGUCCCAUUAUCCUAGGUCCGAAGGGAUAUGCAUCAAUGGAUCUUUAUAUUACUUGGCUGCAGGAAGGGAUCAAGCUUACUAUAUAGUUUGCUUUGAUGUUCGGUCUGAGAAUUUCAAGUUUAUUCAGGCAGAAUUUUAUGGUCCUUGGGCUAGAAGCUUGAUAAACUAUAAAGGUAAACUAGGUGUGGUUAGUUGGCGAGGUCAUAACUCUAGUGGAUAUUAUUGGGGUGAGAAUAUAGGCGUGAAUAGUCUUCCUAUGCAUGAGUUGCGUCUAUGGGUUCUAGAGGAUGUCGUGGAAGGAGCUUGGUCGGAAUAUUCCUACACUCUGCCUGUUGAUAAAUUUGGGGACACUUACCGUCAUGCUUCAGACGUUUGCGUAAUUGGAGUGACUGCCACAGGGGAAAUUGUUUUGUUUAAGCAGUAUAACUAUACGUUUUCUGUUUUCUACUUCCAUCCCGAAAGGAACACUAUCCAGCGUGUUGAAAUCCAAGGUUUUAAGAAUCAAGCUACAGUUUACGCCUCUGUAAAUCAUGUUGAUGAUCUCACGCUUAAUAUUAAACCUCAACGGGUGCAACAAGAUCUUCUUUUAUUUAAUAUGAACUAUCACCAGCUGCAGCAAGAUGUUCAUAGUAAGACUAACAAAUUUGCUGUUCUGAGUCUUCUAGAGGAUAUAUGAAUUUAAAGACCAGUGUCGAAGCUGAUUGCGAGGAUAAUGUUUAUCAUGUCAGAGUCUAGCUAUUUUGCCUGUGAGUGUAGCUUCGCAUUUAAGGUUUUCAUCACUUUCAUUUUUGUUAUUAGUUUGGUCUGGUAGAGCUAAAAGGGAAACACUUUGAUUAGCGAUGUGCAACAAAAAAAAAGGCUUGGUAAGAGGUUUCUUGUAUGCAAAGAAAGAUUCUUGGUUGCUUUGUAAACUUUAGCAACCAGAAGGGUAUCUUACAGUACACUCAAGUUAUAAAGUAAGACUGAUGAUAAAUUUGUUGGAAAGCAAAUUCUACAUAACACCAUUAUUAAGCAUGAAGUCCUAGCUUUUCGAAAAGUAAUUUGUU
This is a messenger RNA of Raphanus sativus (radish), 1636 nucleotides long. RefSeq names its product putative F-box protein At1g33020. The coding region runs from base 25 to 1266 and encodes 413 amino acids. The record is from RefSeq and is a predicted model, not a curated record. The transcript is spliced from 2 exons. Gene Ontology annotation, molecular function: protein binding. NCBI's taxonomy places the organism in Eukaryota, Viridiplantae, Streptophyta, Magnoliopsida, Brassicales, Brassicaceae.